CCCUUUUAUCUUCACAUACUUUAGUGAGUACGUAUUAUCAAAAGAUGAAGACACAGAAAAUGAAGAUAAUGGAGUCGAUAGAUUCUAGUCUUUCAAUUGAUGGCACAGAAAAUGAAGAACAAGAUUCCUUGAUAGCUGACAAGAAGCUUCCCUUAGUUUCAAGCUGCUACAUCUACCGAGUGCCACCAAAACUUCGGAAAGUGAAUGAAGACGCCUACACUCCGGCCUUGGUUUCCAUUGGCCCAUUUCACCACAGAGACGAAAGAUUGGAAUCAACGAAGGAGCUCAAAUUGCAGUACCUGCACAAAUUUAUGGAGCGGACGCACGAGAAUUCAGUCGAGUAUAUUGAAAAAUUGAGAGCUUGGGAAGGCAAGAUUCGAUGCUGUUAUUCGGAGACCAUAGCAAUGGAAAGCGAUGAAUUUGUGAACAUGAUUCUAACCGAUGCUUGCUUCAUCAUUGAGUUCUUUCUUGAGUUUAAGCAUCCAUUAGAUAAAGACCCUUUGGCUGCAAAACCAUGGCGUAGAUGGUAUAUAAUGCUAGAUUUGAUUUUACUUGAAAACCAGUUACCAUUUUUUGUUCUUGAGGGCCUAUUCAAACUAGCUUUUCCCAGUGGCUUCGGCUUUAAAAGGCUUUCGUUUGUUAAGCUUGCAUACAAGAAUUUCAGGACAUCAGAGUUGCUGUGCUAUGCAGGUGCCAAGAAAGCUCGACUCCAUCUUACCUUCGAGCAUUUUGAACAACAAUACCUUACAUGUUCUGAAGUCUAUCACCUGAAUGACAUUCUAAGGAUGUUUUACUUGCCGCAUAAAUUAAAAAAAGGUGAACAAAGCCAAUCACCACCAGUGAAGCUUAUAUGUAGUGCCAGUCAACUACGUGAAGCAGGGAUUAAAUUUAAGGCUAAAAAUCACCAUGGUAUGGCAGAUGUGCACUAUGAUGAUGGGGAGCUGAAAAUACCAUGUUUCACGAUAACUGAUUGGACUGAGACUAUGAUCAGAAAUGUGAUUGCAUUUGAGCAGUGUCACCAUCCAUAUGAAAGCUACGUGACUGAUAACAUAGUCUUCUGGGAUCAUCUUAUAGACACUGAGAAAGAUGUUGAAUUGCUUGUUCAGAAGAAAAUCAUAAAGAACUUUCUGAGUGAUAAUAACGCGGUGGCUUUCAUGGUUAAUGGUCUCUGCAGGAAUUUUGUCCCAAUAAGUUCAAAUCAUGAUUAUGUCAAACUGUGUGAAGACUUGAACGACUUUUAUGAUAAACGUACUAACAAGUAUAAAGCAAUCUUUAGGCAUGAAUACUUGAGGACCCCAUGGAAGAUAGCAUCUUUAGUUGCUGCAAUUCUGCUGCUCUUCCUCACCUUAAUCCAGGCAGUCUGUUCUGUCAUCGCCUUAUUUCAGAAGUAG
This is a messenger RNA of Prosopis cineraria, 1391 nucleotides long. RefSeq names its product UPF0481 protein At3g47200-like. Lineage: Eukaryota; Viridiplantae; Streptophyta; Magnoliopsida; Fabales; Fabaceae. The coding region runs from base 45 to 1391 and encodes 448 amino acids. The transcript has a single exon. The record is from RefSeq and is a predicted model, not a curated record.